AUGCCUUCCAAACACACAAAGUGCGAUAUUGUAACGCACAUUGACGCUCCCAUCCACUUUGCUGAGAACAAAUGGGCUCUCGACGAGAUACCGCUGGAUACACUGAUUGGAGACGCAGUCGUGGUUGAUAUGAAGGCAAAAGUAGCCAAUGACUCUGAUGCACAGCUCAUGCCGAGUGACCUGGAGGCCUGGGAGCGACAGCAUGGUAGAAUACCAGACGACUCAAUAUUGCUGCUGAACACUGGAUGGGGGAAGUACUGGCCAGACCCUAAACGCUAUCUUGGCACCGAUACACUCAACACAAGCUUGCUCCAUUUCCCGGGAAUGCACCCGGAUGCUGCUAAAUGGCUGGUUGACAAUCGCAAGAUCAAGAUGUUUGGCAUCGACACUCCUUCUCUUGACUACGGCCAGUCUGUUAAGUUCCAAACCCACGUGACCUUGUUUACCCAAAACAUCCCGGGCCUUGAGAAUGUGGCAAACCUUGACAAACUGCCGACCAAGGGCGCUGUGGUGUAUGCAGCUCCAAUGUUCAUCGCAGGCGGAAGUGGCGGACCUUGUAAAGUCUUUGCCACAAUCAAGAAAGAUGGGGUCAGCGGUGCUGUCGACACGAGUAUGCACCCAUAUCGUGCCCUUUAUUUUGGGUUGAUUUCUGUUGUGUUUGCACUUAUUUUUUAAGGCCCUUUUUUGUUUGUGCACAGUGAACAAUGAAUAAUGAACUAUGGAGCACAUGAAGGUUUACAAAGACUACCUAGUACUUUGUGGUACCCUAAAAACCUUACUGUCGAAUCCUUUGUAUCGCGACGCCGCAUUUUCAAAACAUCGAUUUGUUUUUGUCUUUUUGGAUUUUCUGUUCCGCCAGUCAAAUUAUUCUAUGCCAAUCAGAUUCUUGCCAUCUAUCGCCUAUUGCAGUUGCCUGGCUUUCCGUCGCGACACUGUCUGGUUUUCGUCCAGAGGAUAGCCAGGGAAGUGCACAAAGCUAGACUCGGAUUGGCUCAGAAUGGUUUUACUGACGGAACAGAAAACCAAAACAAACCGUGUUUCGGAUUCGACAGUAACGACAUAAAGAAAGGCACAAUAUGCGAAUUGAAUGUAAAGAAGGGCCUCAUCAUCCCCCAUGGGCUUGUAUACCGUGUUUAAAUGAGAGUCAAUACUUGGAACUACUACUAUGCUGCUAAUGCCUCUGCUGCUAAAAUAGUUGGAUUUAUAAAAAUUUGUAUUUCAAAAUUUGCAAAAUCUUUAUAAAAUAUAAACAAUCAACAAUCCCGGAUGCAAUUUGAUCUUGCAAAGAGUCAGAAGUCAUGUCAUAUGAAGUCAUAAUCUAUUAAAUCAAUAAAUCUAUAAUCUAUUUUAAAAGCAUUAUAAAAAUAUUACAAAAA
Molecule: messenger RNA, 1376 nt
Organism: Nematostella vectensis (starlet sea anemone)
Lineage: Eukaryota; Metazoa; Cnidaria; Anthozoa; Actiniaria; Edwardsiidae
Product: isatin hydrolase
Exons: 3
Coding region: 1-675 (224 amino acids)
Molecular function (GO): arylformamidase activity
Source: RefSeq, a predicted model, not a curated record